UUUUUUUUCUCGUCAGUUAAAAAUAUGCACUUGGUCUUUUUCACUUUCUUUCCUUCUUUCAUAUAAAAUUAUUAUCUUUGAAUUAGACGCGAAUUUAUUUUUAAUAUAUUAUACACCAUUGACAGACUCAUGGAAUAUCCUGGGUACUCAUCAGAACUAUUCGAUCUAGAUCCUAUCGAAAAGGAAGAUGAAUUGGAUCUGGAACUAGCAAAAUAUUACAAUCAAUAUUGUUCUGAAACGAAUGACAAAUCUGAAAGAGAACAUCAUAAUUAUAUACAAGAAAAGGCUUCAAGAAGUAAAACGGAUUAUAUGGAAAUAGUAUCAGCUCUUCUCUAUGGUAUUCUUACAAAUCCCGAAACUGCACAACAUCAUUUUCAAAGUAUAUCUCUUGUCAACAGAGAUCAAUAUACCAUGCUAUUCAGUCGACUCUUUCCCUUGGUUACUUCGAUAAAGUUUGCAAGUCUCAAAAUACGUACCAAAGAUCAGUUGUUAUGGCUCUAUAAUGAAUUAACCAAUCUCAAUAUUCCAUCAUUGGAAGGACUUUACCUCUGUCUACUACGACAAAUCAAAGGUGGCGACUUGUCUCCUCCUAAUAUUCGAUUAUGCGAUCAAAUUUUGAAACUAUUAGAAACUCAUCCUUCUUGGCUUGAUGCUUAUCCUCGUGUUACUUCCGUAGCUGUAUAUACUUAUCUUCGACUCAUUACCGAACACCGUCCUAUUCAACUAACCAGUUUACAACAAAGGGAAAUUCGUUUCGUCAUCACUUUACUUAGACAAAAGUGGCAUGAAUGCUCUAGUAUAGGUCGUGAUUUGAUUAGAGGUCUUCAUGAUGUAUACCAUUUACCUGAAUUCAGGUCUUUUUGGAUUGAUAUGUUAGAACACCCUCAAAAGAUAUCACCUAAUUUUCAAGGCAUCGAAAGUGUAUUGAAAACACCAACAUCAAAAGACUUUUUACGUGCCCGACUGACACCAGAUAUGGAACAUAAACUCAUGUAUAUUCUUCAACAUUUACGUAUUGGACAAUUUCAAAGAAAUCUAGGAUGGUUUAUUCAACGUUUUUUAUCUACUCCUGAAGCUGAACCUUUUUAUACGGAUAUCAUUCGAUUCAUCGUCGCUGGCUGGUAUCCAAACAAUCAAAUAUUACAAAGUGAUAUUGUUCCUCGAUAUGUUGUGAUUGGUAGUAUGAUUCGUGCUAUCAAGAGUACAGUAGUGGCCGCUAAUGUUAAAACUGCUCUUAUCUAUGAUUGGCUCUUCUUUACACCUACUGACAAUAUCAUGUUCAUCGAACCUGCUAUGCUACUAAUUGAACGAUCAGCCGAACGGUACCCUUACAUCACUGCAAGUCUUAUAGAAUUUAUCAAUCAAUCUAUCCUAGAAUAUUACAAACCCAUGACAGAUUAUAUGAUGAAAUGUGUUAAAUGUGGUAUGCAAUUGAUGCUUUCCAAAUCUGUUAUCCGGAGUCUAUUAUUUAUAUACCAAUGUCCAUCCACCGAUCAGUACACAAAACAAAUUAUGCACACUUUAUUCGAAGAGUUUUUGCAAGAACCUCGUCAACCAACAACAUCAUCAUCAUCAUCGUUAUCAUCAAUAGCAACAACAGCAACAUCAACAACAACAACGGAUACAGCCUUAGAUACAUCAACAGUGAAUAAACUCGACAAUAGAGAAGAAUCGACAGUAGCAUCAAAACUUAUAAGUACUCAAGGUACUGAAAUGAUUGAUCAAGAUGAAGAUGAUAUGGACAAAUAUUUAUAUGGUGAACAUGAAACCUCAGAAACGAUGACUGUGGAUAUGAAUGGUCAAGAUGACAAUGUGAAUCAAGAUUCAAAGGAUAGAAUCACCAACAUAGAAGAGAAAAAGUCAACGUUCACAUCAUCAAUAGACACAGAAGAAGUAUCAUUAUAUGAAACAGAGAAAUCGUCUACAAUUAUGGAAUUAGAUAAUAUUCCUGAUGACUCCAAGUCAACACAUACAGCGACUACGAUAGAAUCGAGCGAUCAGACUCAACAACAGCAGGAACAAAUCAUCAAGGAAGAUACUUUUGAUAGUGGAAGCGAUUUUACUGAUGAUGAAAAUGAAAAAACUGAAGGUGAUGGUUCUUCCUCAGAGACCGCUAUGCAAUCACAUCAAUCGUAUUGGCUCUUUGGGGAUGCUCUGACAAGAUUCAAAACAGCAUGUGGCACUUUACUUUCGAACCAACUUGAUGUCGAUGACGAAGAAUUCAGUGUCCAACUCAUUAUUGCGAAACGAAGUCUGAAAGAAAUCCUAGCUGUCUUUUUACGUAUGUCUAUCCCUGCCGAAACAUUAGCUCCCAGUAUUGGUCGACCUAUUGUGAAAUUAGCCUCUCGUCUUUUGAUAGAAAAAUCUCACACUGACUAUAACAAGGAUGACAUGACAGAAGAUGAUGUUAUUAUGGAUACAAACAAAGAUCCUUUGGAUUUAAUUCUUCUUGUGUACUGGCAGACAAAAGAAGAUGCUGCUACAAAGGAAAAGAUGGUCCAUCUCUUAGGUUAUAUGAUGCAUAGAUGUCGUGUAGGCAAGAAACAUGUUUUGGGUAUGAGAUGGUGGCUCUUUAUUGCAAGUCAACUGAAAAGCAACACUUACCUUAUGACAUUGGACGAAUCGGACGAUUGGACAUCAUUGGUAUCAAGAUGUUAUGAGGAAUACGUAUUACAAGAUUUUGACUCUAGUGCUGAUAUGGAAGAAAAGGAUUAUCUUGGACAUAUUUUAUUCAAAGAUCUCAGGUUACUUUCAAGGUACAACAUUGAAGCAUUCCACAAGGUGUUACCACUUGUCUAUCACCGACUUUCUCUCGCUACUACUGGCAACAUUAAUUUACUAAAACUAAUGUCCCAUAUGGCACUUCCUGAUCAGAUUGGUGAACUUGUUUGUACUUUACGACUGGGGACGAUUAGGGUAUUUGGUGACACCUUUGAUACGACAUACCUUGGGGCAACAUUUGAAAAAAGUGAUAUUUAUGAAGCAUCUGCGGUAUGGCAAGUAUUGGCAGCAGAAGUACAAACGUCAACACAUCUGGGUGAUUAUUUGGCCAAAUCUGACUUUAUCCUUCCAUGUCAAAAUCAUUUUCGACCUGAUAUUGUACCUUACUUGUUGACAGUUUUAUCCAGUAUAUCACCGACAGAAUCACUUUUACAAUGCAUUAUUCAAAUCUCGUGUCAAACAUCGUUCAACCAUCCAACGGCAAGACGCCAAUUCUCAUUGUUAGUGAUAAAGACAUGGCAUGGUAGAUACCCUGAACAAUUACAAGACGUGCUUGUAGCAUGGACAAAAUUUAUAUUGGAUGAUUUACAAAUGAAAGACGAUGCAUCUGAUGACCUGUACAAAAUGGCCUCUCUACUGAUACAACUGUUACGGUUAUGGUGGAAAGAAGAGGAUGCGACUUCAAGAUAUAGUAAGAAUGAUAGAUCAUUUUGUUCUAUUGUACUAAACUCACACUUUUUUAGGAUCAUAUAUGCAAAAUAAAACAUUGAUGACCAAUUUAGAAAACAUGGCAACUAUUGUGAAUCAAUCUUGGCCAAUGGAAUGGAAACAAGUCUUGGAAAACAUCCCUCCACGUAAAAAGAUUAGAAAAGUGAUUAGUAGUAGUGAUGAGGAAUCAGAUUAAAAUAGAUAUAGAUAGAUAGACAGAUAGUUUGGUUCAAUAAAGGACAUUAUUGUACAUACCGUA
Halteromyces radiatus is the source of this 3688-nucleotide messenger RNA. Its product is annotated as protein-domain-containing protein. The transcript is spliced from 17 exons. NCBI's taxonomy places the organism in Eukaryota, Fungi, Mucoromycota, Mucoromycetes, Mucorales, Cunninghamellaceae. Gene Ontology annotation, cellular component: cytoplasm. The coding region runs from base 130 to 3483 and encodes 1117 amino acids. The record is from RefSeq and is a predicted model, not a curated record.